AUGUCAUGGCAUAGUUGUCUAAAGCGUGUGCGUGAGAAGACCCUGCGCCAAGGUUCGAACACUCCCAGCCCUCGGUGUUCCCAGCCCUCGGUGUUCCCAGCCCUCGGUGUUCCCAACCCUCGGUGUUCCCAGCCCUCGGUGUUUCCAGCCCUCGGUGUUUCCAGCCCUCGGUGUUCCCAGCCCUCGGUGUUCCCAGCCCUCGGUGUUCCCAACCCUCGGUGUUCCCAGUCCUCGGUGUUCCCAACCCUCGGUGUUCCCAGCCCUCGGUGUUCCCAGCCCUCGGUGUUCCCAACCCUCGGUGUUCCCAGCCCUCGGUGUUCCCAGCCCUCGGUGUUCCCAGCCCUCGGUGUUCCCAGCCCUCGGUGUUCCCAGCCCUCGGUGUUCCCAGCCCUCGGUGUUCCCAGCCCUCGGUGUUCCCAGCCCUCGGUGUUCCCAGCCCUCGGUGUUCCCAGCCCUCGGUGUUCCCAGCCCUCGGUGUUCCCAGCCCUCGGUGUUCCCAGCCCUCGGUGUUCCCAGCCCUCGGUGUUCCCAGCCCUCGAUGAAGAUCAACAGACGAGUUCAACAGUAACUCCCACAUUUCGGUCGACCUACAGCAACAAUGGAACACUGUAA
This is a messenger RNA of Procambarus clarkii (red swamp crayfish), 612 nucleotides long. NCBI's taxonomy places the organism in Eukaryota, Metazoa, Arthropoda, Malacostraca, Decapoda, Cambaridae. The record is from RefSeq and is a predicted model, not a curated record.